AUGAGCAGACUAUCCCAGAUAUUUGUGAAUAGUUCUUGUAAUCAGAUGAUAUCACUUUACCAAUUAAAAAUGAGAAAAAUGAAUCCAAACUCUGGAUUUUUACAACCAUAUCGAGUUAUGAAAUCCGCUUCUAUUAUUUCAAAUCUCUCAGAUGUUGAUAUGAGAUUCCUGACUGGAUUUUUGUAUAUCACUACUAGAAGGCAAAUGAAUGAUCAAACAGUUGUUUUCGACGAAACCAUGCCGGAAAACUCGACGGUGGUGUUUUUGAACUCGAAUGUUUCUAUGACGCCGCCACAGUCGAGUACUAUAAUUAACUGGGUUCAACAUGAGAACUCGUCAGUGAAAAUAUAUCCGGGAGUGCCAAAGAAUGGAAGGCCACUGUCUUAUUCACAAAUAUUCGCGAAUCCCGUGUCAACAACAGAUGGAAUGAAAUUCUUCUCCUACGUCGAGGGAUUCUCACUAAGUCUCCCAAUUUUCUACAUGAAAGUGUACAAAGGACUUCAAUUCUCAAUUAAUCCAAGUUAUCGCGACAUCAACGGCACCUCCACCAGCUUCCCCACCACCACAGGGCUUUAUAUGAAACCUUACGACUAUCCCGAUGGCAAAGUGACCAUAGACUUGGCCACGGCGGAUUCAUCCACUACAGGUGAUAGUGAAAGCAUCACGGGUGCAAAUAUGAUCGGCUUCGUCUCUAACGACUCCUCUGUCUCCGUGGACACUUAUCAUACAAAAGGAGGCGGUGGGUACAGUGUCAAACCGAUCAACCAGAUUCUGGGAUGGAGUACUCACUCGUAUGGCGAUAAUAUAACUAUUUCGUCUAAGAAUGCAGCAGACGGGCAAUUUUUUGUUCAAUAUUAUAUUGUUCACAAGAUUUUGAUGAUUACAUGA
This is a messenger RNA of Caenorhabditis remanei, 888 nucleotides long. RefSeq lists its product as uncharacterized. Bases 1 to 888 code for a protein of 295 amino acids. The record is from RefSeq and is a predicted model, not a curated record. Lineage: Eukaryota; Metazoa; Nematoda; Chromadorea; Rhabditida; Rhabditidae. The transcript has 6 exons. Gene Ontology annotation, cellular component: membrane raft. Gene Ontology annotation, biological process: innate immune response.